UCCAAAACCCCUCUUAAACCUUCCCAACACAAAUUGCAACUAGUCAUCUCAGGCAACAACAUAGGAACCAAAUCAAACCAAACUGCAUGCUUCUUCAAUAGCAUAUGCGCAUGAAGACUAAUAAUAACGUUUCUGGGGAGAGGAAAUCACGGAAGAGACGCAGUGGAGUGAGUGAUUCUGUGGAGGACACUCUUGAAAAGUGGAAGGAGUACAACAGGAAGCAGCAACUAGGGUGUAGAGAAAAUGGGGUGGAAGUGAUUCACAAAGUGCCUGCAAAAGGGUCAAGAAAAGGGUGCAUGAGAGGGAAGGGAGGGCCUCAGAACUCGGAUUGCAAGUUCAGAGGUGUGAGGCAGAGGAUUUGGGGCAAAUGGGUUGCUGAGAUUAGGGAACCUAUCAAUGGGAAGCUUGUGGGUGAGAAGGCAAAUAGGCUUUGGCUUGGUACUUUUUCCACUGCACAUGAAGCUGCUCUUGCUUAUGAUGAGGCUGCUAAGGCCAUGUAUGGCCCUUGUGCCCGUUUGAAUUUUCCUGAAUCUAAUGGAUCAUCAUUAUCAUCUAGUGGUUGUGAUCAGAAAUCACCAACUGCUUCUGAGGUUGGUGAUUUUGAGGAAGAAACAGAAGAGAAGCCUUGUGUGGCUGAUGAGUCAAUAGAGGAGUUGAAGGAAAUGGUCACAACUGGCUUUGAACAUCAAACAAGUGAAGAAUGUAAGGUUAUGAGUUUGAGUAGUGUUGUUAAGUCUCAAGGAUUUGGGAGAGAGUUAGAGGAGGUGGUGAGAAACUUAGGUGAAGAGGGUAAUCAAUUGCAGAAGGAGCCUAUGGAUAUUAGAGAUGACUAUUGUAGCUCUUUCGAUGCUGCUGAACAUGAGAUUCUGGUAAAGAGUGAAGAAACAAGAGGUGAAUCAGUUGAAAGUUUCAGAUCGUGUGAGUUGAGCUGCAGCAAUCAUGAUAUGGUGCCAGAUAGCAAUCCAAGACCAAAUUCUGAAGCAUGUGUUGCUAAGAAAAACACCGAGGAAGUGAUAUCUGAAAUCCUGGGACUAUGUCACAGCAAGUGCUUGGAGAUGACACCAAAUGAGCAAUAUAGAAGUGAACAUUUUGAUGAGAUGAAAACUAAGCUUAAGGGUUUGGAAUGUAAGCUGAGAGCACAUUGUAUUCAUUACAAGAAUCAGGCACAAAUAGAUGGGGAUUCCAAUCAUCCUUCUAUGGAAAGUAUGUCCCAAGUUGAGGCUUUGAACAACAUCAAUAAUACAAACAGAAAUUCACUACAUGGAUUCAGUUCUGGGCAUAGUAGGAAGUUAUGUGAUCUUUCUCAACAGUUACACAAACAUCGGAACAAUAUGCAGUUUGCAGAGUUGGAAGUGGGUUAUGAUUAUAGUUUCUUGCGUCCUGAUUAUGAUUUUGGCUUAUUGGAAGAAAAGAAGUUACUUGAUGUGUGUUUUCCACGUAUAGGAUCUUAGUAUUUCUAAAGGCCUACAGUGUUUGCUUUUGGCUUUGGUGGGGUUACUUACACCAUGUUUUUUCCCCACCUUGGUGAUUCAAUAAGGCUAUGUUUCCCUUCUCUUUUCAACAUCUCAAUCACUAUAGAGACUUUGUACUAAGAAUUUUAUAUUGUUAUAAAAUAUAAAUGUUGUACUAUAAUGAUGAUUA
This is a messenger RNA of Cajanus cajan (pigeon pea), 1641 nucleotides long. RefSeq lists its product as uncharacterized. The record is from RefSeq and is a predicted model, not a curated record. Gene Ontology annotation, molecular function: transcription cis-regulatory region binding; DNA-binding transcription factor activity. Gene Ontology annotation, biological process: response to stress; positive regulation of DNA-templated transcription. Gene Ontology annotation, cellular component: nucleus. Lineage: Eukaryota; Viridiplantae; Streptophyta; Magnoliopsida; Fabales; Fabaceae.